AUGACUGCUGCCAAUCAGACGUUCAGCAGGGAAUCCCUGGCACCCUUCCCCUCUAAGCCACGAGUCUUCAUCCUCACAGACAUCACCAAUGAGCCGGACGAUGCCGAAUCCUUCUGCCGUUACCUAACGUACUCGAACCAGUUCCAGACCGAAGGAGUUGUAGCUACAACGUCAACAUGGCUAAGGAACAAGGUAGCACCCGAGAACGUGCUUCAGAUCGUCGAGGCAUACGCCAAGGUGGUAGACAACCUCAAUGCUCACACCAACCCCGACUCACCCUACCCAACUGCCGAGUAUAUGAAGAGCAUCGUUCUUCCUGGAGCGCCUGUAUACGGCAUGGCUGCAGUCGGAGACCACAUCCCUCUCAGCCCCGGAGGCGAACUCCUCCUAGAGCGCCUCGCCUCGAGCCCGGAACCACUAUGGGUUCUUCUGUGGGGUGGCUCCAACGUCCUCGCCCAGGUACUCUACAGGAUCCGCGGCCGUUCCAACGCGGCCGAGCUACGAUCAAGGCUCCGUGUGUACGCCAUAUCGGACCAGGACGACACGGGCGCCUGGAUCAGACAGCAGUGGCCCGAGAUAUUCUACAUCUGCUCCGUCCACGGAUGGAACCAGUACCCCAACGCCGCGUGGAUCGGUAUAUCGGCCCCGGGCCUGGCUGGGGCGGACGACUCCAAGAUCACGAAAGAGUGGGUCAAGCAGAAUGUCCAGCUGGGGCCCCUAGGUGCCGAGUACCCGGACUUCGAGUACAUCAUCGAGGGCGACACCCCGACGUUCCUGUACCUGAUACAGAACGGCCUCGGCGACCGGGAGCAUCCUUCUUGGGGGUCGUGGGGCGGGCGCUAUCUGCCCGUCAACGUCAGCGACAGCGGCCUUCCUCGUGGCCACCACGCCGACGUGGCUGACGAGGUGGUGGGCAGUGACGGUAAAAAGUACAGCUCCUGCCAGGCUACCAUUUGGCGAUGGCGGAACACUUUCCAAGACGACUUCGCGGCUCGCAUGCAGUGGACCCUCACGUCGGACUUUACAAGAGUCAACCAUCACCCCGUCGUGGCUGUCAACGGGGAUUUUGGCUGGGAACCUCUUCACAUCGAGGCUGAUGCUGGGUCUGUUGUCUCCCUCGACGCCUCGGCCACAUAUGACCCGGACGGUGACGCACUGUCGUACAAGUGGUUCCAGUACCGCGAGCCAAGCGCUAUACAGACAUAUCAUGCCUUUGAGGUGGUUGAGCUAGAUAUCAGGCCCGUGCAAAGUUCUGGCCAGGCCAAGGUCGAUGUGGCCAUCCCGCCUCCAGAGGUAUCGUGUAUUAUUGUAAGGGAGGGAACGCCUCUGGCCCGCGGGUCGCCGCUUCAUAUUAUUCUCGAGGUGAAAGACGAUGGGACGCCAGCCUUGACGUCGUACCGGAGAGUCAUUAUCCAUCCGAUCAGUAGGGGAUUCAAGGGAAACUAG
Messenger RNA from Geosmithia morbida, 1446 nucleotides. Its product is annotated as Protein of unknown function (DUF1593). The record is from RefSeq and is a predicted model, not a curated record. Gene Ontology annotation, molecular function: hydrolase activity, hydrolyzing N-glycosyl compounds. Lineage: Eukaryota; Fungi; Ascomycota; Sordariomycetes; Hypocreales; Bionectriaceae. The coding region runs from base 1 to 1446 and encodes 481 amino acids. The transcript has 2 exons.